UGUUAGCGGAGCAUUGGUUACCUUAGGUCAAACUGGCUUCCCGAGCGCGCUCCGUUCCUGCCGCUGUUUUCGCGUGUUCCUAUCAUUUCAUCAGCUUUGCCGCUAAUAUUGUAGCGCUAGUUUUCUUUGGGACUUCGACAGUAAUGGAAGCAUUUACCGAAAUUCUGUCGCAGUACCCUCAGAUACUGUAUGGGGGAGUCGGAGCUGCGGCUGCUGGAACGUUGAUUUACAAAAUUUCAACGAGAAAGAAGCCAACGCAUGUGAACGUGAACUGCUGGUUUUGCGACCAGGACACAGAGGUCCCCUACGGGAACCGGAACUGCUGGGACUGCCCCUACUGUGACCAGUACAACGGGUUCCAGGAGAACGGAGACUACAACAAGCCCAUCCCGGCGCAGUACCUGGAGCACCUGAACCACGGCGUGUCUCCGGGCUUCUCCCUGCACGAGUCGCCCAGGAGGCCGCAGCGCGUCAACGGCCAGCUGCUGCUCUGCAAGAAGUGCAACAACAACCAGACGCUGAAAAUCAGGCAGCUGUCCUCCUUCCUGCCCCGGGAAGACGACAAGUACGAUGAAGAGAUCGAGGUGUACAAGCACCACCUGGAGCAGACGUACAAGCUGUGUCGGCCGUGUCAGACGACCGCGGAGUACUACAUCAAGCACCAGAACCGGCAGUUGCGCGCCCUGCUCUUCAACCCCCAGCUCCGACGCAGCCGCGACACGGACAAGGCCUUCGUGAAGAACACAUACUCCUUCUCCACGCCGGUGCGAGUGAUACUCUUUCGGGUGCUGGCGUUCCUGGCCUCUGUCUUCCUGGUUUCGGUGGGCGUGUAUGGGUCCGGAGACCCCGCGCAGUCUCGCGGAGAGGGGGCGGGCGGUCCCAAUGUCACGGCCCAGCCCCAGGGGAACGCCAGCGGGGGCGGCGGCGGGCCGCUCUGGGGGGACCUGCUGGACCUGGUCCCAGAGGAGCUCCUGGAGCAGGCCAGGGUGCUGCUGCUCCUGGGCGGGAGCCACCAGAUGGCUGUGGUCUCCCUGGGACUCCUCGCCUGCGUUACCGGCGUCCUGCUGGCUGGACCUGCCAGGUUGAGGAGAAUCGACGCUGUGGCCUCUGUCCUGUGGUUCCUGCUGUUGACCCUGUACCUGCUGGAGAGCUACCUGAAGACGGACUUUGCCGGCUGGCUGGACACGCUCAAGUUCAGCACCGCAUCGCUUUGCUGUCUGGUUGGAUUCGCUGCUGCCGUGGCAACCCGCAGGUCCCCGGGCCAGAGAAGAACAAGAGGACGAAGGUAUCUCUCUGGCAGCUCAUUGGGGUCCUUCUACAGUGGCCAGCCGGCCCCCCCGCUCGCUCCCUCCCUGUCGGAGUCCUCCUCCUUCGUCCCCACGCCUCCCCCAAACCUGUCGCACCUCCUCAGCCGCCAGCUGAACCACCGAGUCCGCAAGGCCUCCCCCUCCUCCCUGCCGGGACGUCUGAACCGGGCCCUGUCUCUGGGCACCAUCCCCUCUCUCGCCCGCACAGAUUCGGGCUAUCUGUUCAGUGGAAGCCGGCCGUCCUCCCAGUGUAAAGACUCCCCACCGUCAGAUUAUUUCUCCCUGAAGUCCGCGAGCCGGCCCUCCUCCCCCGGCCCCUCCCCCGCCCCCUCAGUGGCCGGGUCCGUCACCUCCACCUCCAGCUCGGCCCGUCAGCGUCGCCCCCUCAUAAGCCCCGCCCGCCUGAAGCUGGGCGGGCAGAAGCUGCAGCUCUUCUCCUCCCACCCCGAGCCCCCAGUGCUUCUGGCUCCGCCCCCCUGCCCCUCGGAGCAUACCAACUUCCACAGCGGGGGGUUCUCCCCGGAGGGCUCCUCCCCCUUCUCCUCGCCCAACCAUGAGCUGAGCUCCCUGCUGGAGGACAGCAGUGUGUUCGAGGACGCGCAGGAGAAGAAGAAGGCCAACACGUCCACAUCCUCAGCCUGCCUGGUGGACACCACCACUGGGGCCGGGCCUGACAGCCCCAAGUGGAGGGGUGUGCUGGGAUGUUCUCUGUGGCCAGGCCUGCUUUGUGCCAGCCUCACUGCCAACCUGAUCUUCAGCGCCCUGUACAUGUACAGCACCUGGAGCUGAGCCCAGUUACAGACGCUCUCCUUCUCUCUGCGAUCCAACCCCCGCCGUCCAAUCGCACCUGAGCGUUCAAACCCGCCGUCCAAUCCCAUCUGAGCACACUGCAAGGGGAGGGGCUCUGUCUGCGGACGUGGGGUUGUUUCGUUCCUCUGAUCGUUUGACUGGACUGAACAGACUGAUCCCUCUCUUCAUCUGAGGACACUGAUCAUGGUUUUAGUCUUCUGAAUUUUAUACUGAGGGGGUACGUGAUGCGGGUCCUACCACGGUCGAAAUAUCGAUAAGAUACAUCGGCAGUGGUGCCGUGACUUUAUUUUUCGGAUCUUUGAUGCUGCUAAUUUAGUGUCUGUAUUAACUGCGGGGGAAUCUGUUCUUUGGGAAGUGUACCAAAAAUGGAAACCUUUUUAUUCUUCAUACAUCCUGAAAUGUGACUGAGCCCUUUUGGUGUCUGCUGCAGUAGGUUGAGGCUCCUACACAUUUUGUUACUCUGACAACAUUGACUUGAAAGACAGGAAGAGCGUUUCUGUGAUACAGUGUAAAUAACCAGUCUGUGAUUGUCCACACAAAGUUCUGUUUGGCUUAAGUGUACAGGUGUGUAAGUCUCUUAAGUGGGCGUUUAUUUUUCCCAGAGUUGAGCACAUAUUUAUUAUGAUACCAUUUUUGAGGUAUUGCACAACCUUUCCAGGAGGGUGGGCGACUGGGCGUCGCUGUUUCAGCUGAAAACGUAUUGGAUAAAAAUGUUCCGACACAAGAAGUGUUAUUACAGAAAUCAAGUCACUUUCAUUGCACAUUCCAGAACCUUCUUGGUUCUGCCGUUAUUGUUCAGGUCAUUGGGAGGGAAAGGCAAGUGUUUUUACGGUUAUUCAUUUAUUUCUCUACAAAGCUGUUUCUUAAAUGUUCUAGCAGGGCAGACAUUUUGUUGUCUUUCAUGUGAAGAGAAUGCAAAGUUAUAAAUCUUUAGCGUCC
This is a messenger RNA of Conger conger (European conger), 3056 nucleotides long. RefSeq names its product transmembrane protein 201-like. The transcript has 11 exons. Lineage: Eukaryota; Metazoa; Chordata; Actinopteri; Anguilliformes; Congridae. Gene Ontology annotation, molecular function: lamin binding; actin filament binding; nucleic acid binding. The record is from RefSeq and is a predicted model, not a curated record. Gene Ontology annotation, biological process: nuclear migration along microtubule. Gene Ontology annotation, cellular component: nuclear inner membrane. The coding region runs from base 144 to 2096 and encodes 650 amino acids.